Micromonas commoda is the source of this 1392-nucleotide messenger RNA. RefSeq names its product Multidrug/Oligosaccharidyl-lipid/Polysaccharide flippase. Gene Ontology annotation, cellular component: membrane. NCBI's taxonomy places the organism in Eukaryota, Viridiplantae, Chlorophyta, Mamiellophyceae, Mamiellales, Mamiellaceae. Gene Ontology annotation, molecular function: xenobiotic transmembrane transporter activity; antiporter activity. The record is from RefSeq and is a predicted model, not a curated record. The transcript has a single exon. Bases 1 to 1392 code for a protein of 463 amino acids. Gene Ontology annotation, biological process: transmembrane transport.
AUGGAAACCCGUCGAAACCCAUCUUCGAAACCCAUCUUCGGUAAAGAGGAGCUCGACGAGGUCAUCGCGCUGGCCAUCCCCGCGCUCGGAUCUCUGCUCGCGGACCCGCUCAUGUCCUUAGUGGACACGGCGGUGGUGGGUCGACACUCGAGCACGUCCCUCGCGGCGCUCGGUCCGUCCACGGCGGUGUUCCAGAUCGUCUUCCAGCUCUUUUCGUUUCUGAGCAUCACGACGACGGGGAUGGUGGCGAGGGCGUGCGCGGGUGGCGAUAACGGCACCGUGCGCAGGGCGCUCGCCAACAGCACCAUCCUGGCGGUCGCCUUUGGGACCGCGACCUGCCUCGGCCUGAACGCCUUCGCCCCGGCGGUGUUAAGCGCGAUGGGCUGUUCCCCGGACCUCGUCGCGACGGCUACGCCCUACCUCCGCGUGAGAGCCUUCGCGAUACCCGCGGUGCUCUUCUGCACGUCCGCGCAGGGCGGGUGCCUCGGGUUACAGGACGCCAGGACGCCGCUCCUGAUAUUCACACUCGCGGCGGUCGUCAACGUCGCCGGGGACUUGUACGCGGUGGGGGGUGCGUGGGGGGGUUUGGGGUUGGGGGUUAAAGGCGCGGCGUGGGCCACGCUGGCGGCGCAGUACGUCAGCGCGGCGGUUUUCUUUCGCGUGCUGACGUCGCGACGGAUGCUGCCACUGACGUGGGGGGACUGGAGGCUCCCGUCGGGGGCGGAGAUGCGGCAGAUAUGCUCCAUCUCGGGCAUGCUCCUGCUCGGGUCGCUCUGCCGCAUGGGCGUGUACACGAUGAUGACGAUGACGGCGUUGAAAAUUGGCGCGCUCACCAUGGCGGCGCACCAGGUGGCGCUGCAGAUCUUCUGGACCCUGACCUACUUCGUGGACCCGCUGUUCGUCGCGGCGACGUCGUUCAUCGCGCGGGAUCACGGCAGGCGCCCCGAACGCGUCCGUCGCAUGGCGUGGCUUUUGUUGCGCUUAUCCGUCGGAGUGGGCGCGUUUAUCGCCGUCGUCUGCUACCUCGUCCCCACGCACGCCGCGGGCGCGUUUACGACGGACGCGACGCUCGCGACGAUGAUAGGGUCCAUCGCGCCGCUCAUGGGCACCGCGCAGCUCGUCAGCGCCGUCGUGUUGGUCGCCGAGGGCGUCCUCAUCGGGUGCGGCGAUUUAAGGUACCUGCUCAACGUGCACUGCGUAAACUUUAUCGCGUUGGGCGCUCUGCUCUGGUGGGUGCGCCACUCGGGGCUGGGUCUGCACGGGAUCUGGAUCGCGGUCCUCGCCAACCAGCUCCUGAGGCUGACGCAGCACGCGGCGCACGUGUGGCGGGGGGGAGGCCCCGACCUCUUGGACAGGGCAACGACGAGAGCGACGGCGGGCGACGGCGGGUGA